AAGCACACCAAACUUUACACUCAGAGGGCACAGUCUUUUAUUGUGAAGACUGACCGGACGCGUGGGUGUUUCCGGCGGUGAGCUUGACGUGACGUCAGCCUGCGUGCCUGCGUACGGCGGCUCGGAGGGUCAGUCCGCGCCGCUCCGCCGCUGCUGUUGCUGACGAUGGGAGACAUUUACUGCGAAGAGCUCGAGGAUUUAGUUCACUUCUCAGUGCACGACCUGCCGGCACGAGGCUAUGUCGUCAUGGAGGAGAUCCGACGUCAGGGGAAACUCUGUGACGUCACGCUCAAGGUCGGGGAUCAUAAGUUCAGCGCUCAUCGGAUCGUGCUGGCGGCCUCCAUCCCAUAUUUCCACGCCAUGUUCACCAACGACAUGGUGGAGUGCAAACAGGACGAGAUCCUGAUGCAGGGCAUGGACCCCAGCGCUCUGGAGGCUCUGAUAAACUUCGCAUACAGUGGCCAUGUUGCCAUCGACCAGCAGAACGUGCAGUCUCUCCUGAUUGGCUCGAGCUUCCUACAGCUGCAGAAUGUUAAAGAUGCCUGCUGCUCCUUCCUGCAGGAGAGGUUACACCCUAAGAACUGUUUGGGCGUCCGUCAGUUCGCAGAGACCAUGAUGUGCACGACGCUGUAUGACUCAGCCAGCAGCUUCCUGCACCAGCACUUUGUGGAGGUUUCCUUAUCGGAGGAGUUCCUGGGCCUGAGGACGGAGGAGGUGCUGGAGCUGGUCGGCUGCGACGAACUCAACAUCAAAGCAGAGGAGCAGGUGUUUGAGGCAGUGCUGGCCUGGGUUCAUCAUGACCGGGACAGGCGGGAGUCUCUGCUGCCAGAGUUGCUCUCUAAAAUCAGACUGCCGCUGUGUCGACCUCAGUACCUGUCAGACCGAGUCCAGCAGGACGAACUCGUCCGCUGCUGCCAUAAAUGCAGAGAUCUGGUGGAUGAAGCCAAAGAUUUCCACCUGAUGCCAGAGCGUCGUCCUCAUCUGCCGACCUUCAAGACCCGACAGAGGUGCUGCACGUCCAUCACAGGACUCAUCUACGCUGUGGGAGGACUCAACAGCUCAGGUGAUUCCUUAAACGUGGUUGAAGUGUUUGAUCCAAUUGGGAACUUCUGGGAGCGCUGUCAGCCAAUGAGGACAGCUCGCAGCAGAGUGGGCGUGGCCGUUGUUAAUGGGCUGCUGUACGCCAUUGGAGGAUAUGACGGCCAAUCGCGGCUCAGCACUGUGGAGGUUUACAAUCCAGAGACAGACAGCUGGACGCGAGUGUCGAGCAUGAACAGCCAGCGCAGCGCCAUGGGAACGGUUGUGAUUGAUGGACACAUCUACGUCUGCGGCGGCUACGAUGGGAAAUCUUCUCUGAACUCGGUGGAGUGUUAUUCUCCGGAGACGGACAGAUGGACGGUGGUGACGGAGAUGAGUGCGAGUCGCAGCGCUGCUGGUGUGACGGUGUUUGACGGACGCAUCUUUGUCUCUGGCGGCCAUGACGGUUUACAGAUCUUCAACACGGUGGAGUAUUAUAACCACCACACUAACCGCUGGCACGCCGCGGCGGCAAUGAUGAACAAGCGUUGCCGUCACGGUGCGGCGGCUCUCGGCAGUCACAUGUACGUGGUGGGCGGGUACGACGGCUCAGGCUUCCUGAGCGGCGCCGAGGUGUUCAGCUCGGCGGCGGGACAGUGGAGCCACCUGGUGGCCAUGAACACGCGUCGGAGCAGAGUGUCACUGGUUGCUACGUCGGGUAGGUUGUACGCCGUGGGCGGGUAUGACGGACAGUCCAACCUCUGCUCUGUAGAGAUGUACAACCCCGACUCCGGCCGCUGGACGUUCAUGGCGCCCAUGGCGUGUCACGAGGGUGGGGUAGGCGUCGGUUGCAUUCCCCUGCAGCCUGCUUAAACCCGCCAAUCGGAGCUGAAGGAGCCGUGUUUCUGAGGAGGCCACGCCCUCCUGUGGCCAUACAAUGCCGGGCUGAACGCUCACCUGCACACACGCCACGCCUGAGGGAUUCUGGGUAAAGACUGUAGAGUUAGCUCACGCAGGCUAACUGCUAGCAUUGUGCUAUUAGCGAGCGUGUGCUGAUCAAUGUUAUUGAUUUGAUUUAAAACAACAAAGCUGCUGAAUUUAAACAGGAUGAAUGCUCUGAUGUGUUUUCUGUGAACUGUUGAAUGAUCAGGGAGACGAGAAAGAGACUGAGUGAGACAUCUGAGCUAUCAGCGCCGCCUGCAGGCUGCAGACGCCAUCACAUCUUCAUCAUCAGGCUGAGGUCAGAGGUCAGACCUCCUGGUGUCGCAUCCCUGCGUGUUUCUGUAACAGAGCUGAGGAGGCGCUGUGACAUGAAAACAACCUGAACUCUGAACAGGUCGAACCACACGAGUUACAUCAUCGGAGACGCUCAGACUCAAAUGUUUCAGAGACGUUUCUGCACGAUUUAAAAAUGUUUCUCCAACGUUUCUGAAAUGUCUUUGAAAAUUGCUGAACUUUUCUUAAAGUUUCUUAAACGUUUCUGAAUGUUUCCAAGACAUUUCUGAAAUAAUUUGAACGUUUCUGAAACAUUUUUUAAUGUUUUUAAACGUUUCUCCACAGUCAAUAAAUCUUAAACUUUCAGUGUGAACGAGCUUUUACUAAAAGAUGAUGUCAGAUUCUCUGUGAUCAGUGAUUGAUAAAUGAUCGAUGCAGUCGAUCGCAGCUGCUGUCAUGAACUCUCUCUCAGUUGAUUAUAAAAUGAUCUGAUCAGCUGAUCGUCUGUCUGUUUGUUCCUGGCGUCCGCUGGGAGGCGCAGACACACCUGAAGCUGUUCCCACGGACAGAAACAUCUGAAGAAGAACAGUUUAGUUUCAUCAGUAAGAGCCCAGAAACUGAGCUCGUGCUUCAUACGAUGUGUUGUUGUAGACCUUUGAGCUGGAGCUUUCAGCUACAUCUCCUGGCCUUCAUCAGCGGAUGGAGGCGCUCAGUUGUCAUGGAGACAGUUCAGUUGUGAUCAUGUGGCCUAAUUUUUAAAUAUGAAGGCCACAGGACGCAGCUGAAAGCUCCGGUAAAUGGACCCUGAUGAAUUUCAAUUUAGAGAAUAAACCAGAUGAAAUGAUCAAUAAUGAUGAUCCAAUCAUCACUGAGUUUAUGAUUGAUUAGAUUUCUGUUUGUGGAUCAUUAAAGAGAUGAAAUCAA
This is a messenger RNA of Thunnus maccoyii (southern bluefin tuna), 3156 nucleotides long. It is a transcript of the gene klhl18, whose product is annotated as kelch-like family member 18. The transcript has 10 exons. The record is from RefSeq and is a predicted model, not a curated record. NCBI's taxonomy places the organism in Eukaryota, Metazoa, Chordata, Actinopteri, Scombriformes, Scombridae. Gene Ontology annotation, molecular function: protein binding. Bases 166 to 1890 code for a protein of 574 amino acids.